Messenger RNA from Pseudomassariella vexata, 1800 nucleotides. RefSeq lists its product as uncharacterized. The record is from RefSeq and is a predicted model, not a curated record. NCBI's taxonomy places the organism in Eukaryota, Fungi, Ascomycota, Sordariomycetes, Amphisphaeriales, Pseudomassariaceae. The transcript is spliced from 3 exons. The coding region runs from base 131 to 1588 and encodes 485 amino acids.
UGCAAUCCAGAUUGUCUGCACACUCUCUACUGCUGUCGCGUUGACUCUGCGACUCCCGCCAAGUUGAAAACCAGUCGGAUUAGUCUGGGAAAACAACUCUCGGGUGGAUAUCGGUUUCCAAAUCGGCCUGAUGAAGCUCACGACGUUAGGGGUGACUGCCACCUCGGCCGUCCUCCUUUUGGCGACUGGACCAUGUCUGGCGACCGCAGGACACCGGAAUCAUCACAAGAGACAUAACCGUGGCCAUACCCUCACCACGCGAGAGACGGAUGUCGUGAAGGAUCGAUCACUUGAAACGUGCGCGUUCCCAUCAGGCAAAGGAUUAGUGGCCAUCACUCCUGGAAGCUUGAAUGAAGGUUGGGCUCUGAGUCCGGAUCAGAAGUGCUCAUGCGGCAGCUACUGCCCAUACGCCUGCCCACCGGGCCAAGUCAUGGCGCAAUGGAAGCCAGGAUCUAACUACGACUCCACCGAUCGCAUGGCUGGUGGCCUUUAUUGUGACCUUGACGGCACCCUGUCCAAGCCAUUCGAUAACAAGCCAUUUUGCGUCGAUGGUACGGGUACGGUCAAAGCGAAGAACACGGCUGGAAGCGUUGUUUCCUUCUGCCAGACAGUCCUGCCCGGCAACGAGGAUAUCAUUAUUCCGACCGAAGUAUACGAUGAGGCUACUCUUGCCGUUCCCGACCCCAGUUACUGGGCCAGCACCGCAGCACACUACUACAUCAAUGCUCCCGGAGUCAGCGCCGAUAAGGGCUGCCACUGGGGUGACGAUUCUACCCCCAUUGGGAAUUGGGCGCCCUAUGUCGCUGGGGCCAAUACCGAUGACGCAGGAAUGACCUUUGUCAAGCUAGGCUUGAACCCCAUCUGGCAAAGCUCUUCGUUGUUCUCCACGAAGCCAACUUUCGCCAUGAAGAUUGAAUGUCCGAGUGCAGACUGUGUUGGACUGCCUUGCAAGAUCGACGGCAACGGAGUUACGAGCGACGAGAAGGCAACUGGCGCUGGUGGUUCCGACUUUUGCGUUGUGACAGUCCCAAGCGGUGGCUCUGCUAACAUUGUCGUCUAUAAUCUGGAUGGAUCCUCUGGGGACGCGGAGUCGGACGAGCCAGAAACAACUUCGGCUGCUUUGAAGAUACAGGAGGUCGAAACCACCACUUCCACCCCUGAGCCAUCAACGACAUCGACCACUUCGACGACGUCCUCGAGUACUUCAACAUCUACCACACCAACGUCUACUUCAACAUCGACUACUCCUACUUCGACUUCGACGUCAACGGUCGUCUCAACAACUUCUUCGUCGAAGAAACAGAGCACUACGACUACUAGCUCCUUCUCCAAGACCAGCUCCGCCCAGAGCUCUUCAUUCAGUGUGUCACCGUACCAUCACGGUGGCAUCUUCCAAGAAAACGGGACAGAAACCGACUCUGUGUCUCAGAUCGCUUCCACCACUUCGGCGCCGACUGCAGCCACAACUAGCACAGGGGAAGCCGCACCCUCCGAGUCAGAAAAGAACGACGGUGCUGCCCAGACUCAGGGUAACGGAGCCAUAGCCGGUCUAAUCAUUGCUCUCGUAGCUGCUGCUUGCAUCCUAUAGACGGCAAUGAUGAGCUGCGAUGCAAUGCCGGCGGGCAAAGAUAAUCUUUAUUGUUCAAUUCCUUUCCCAAGUACCGGGCACAUGAUCGACUCUGCCCCUUCAGACCCAGCCUCCGAACAGCUGGGCUUUUCGAUUCGACCUGAAUCUAAACGACUUGCUUUUUUGCCGCCGCCGGCCGCCAGUCCCUUCUCUGUGCCCUGAGUCCGGCACCC